AAUAGUACGAGUAAUAAACUACUCCGUAGGUUGUUGUAUUGCCAAUUUAGAAUAUAUUUGGUGUAUAGAGUUUGAAUUUUUGGUAUAGUGAAGUUGAAAAAUCAUGGGAGAUUUCAAGCAUUUGGUUGUGGCCAAGUUUAAGGAGGGAGUCGCCGUAGAAGACGUUAUCAAAGGCAUGCAAGAUCUUGUCUCGGACAUUGAUGCCGUCAAGUCCUUUGAGUGGGGACAAGAUUUGGAGAGCCAUGAGAUGCUUAGGCAAGGAUUUACCCACUCAUUCUUGAUGACGUUCAAAAACAAGGAAGAAUACACUGCAUUCCUUGCACAUCCUAAGCAUAUUGAGUUUUCAGCCACAUUUUCAGUAGCAAUUGAAAAGGUUAUCUUGCUAGAUUUUCCUAUUGUCCUUGUCAAGCCAUAGCCGGAAACCACGGCCGAGCUAGCGGCUUAGGACAGACGACACGUCACCACCGGAAACUUAAACUUCGUCCAAGUAAUGCUGUUGCAUUUCAGUUGGUAUUAUAUGAACUAGUUAUGUACUCGUUUGUGUUUUUUUUAUUUUUAAUUAUCAACAUUAGAUGUUAGAUUUGCAUGGUGUAACAUGCAUUUCCUUUUGUGUUUAUCAUUAUAGUGCACGCAUAAUGAUAAAUUCAUAAUAUAUCUUGUUAUUAAUUAUGAAGA
This is a messenger RNA of Spinacia oleracea (spinach), 675 nucleotides long. Its product is annotated as stress-response A/B barrel domain-containing protein At5g22580. The transcript is spliced from 2 exons. The coding region runs from base 104 to 415 and encodes 103 amino acids. The record is from RefSeq and is a predicted model, not a curated record. Lineage: Eukaryota; Viridiplantae; Streptophyta; Magnoliopsida; Caryophyllales; Amaranthaceae.